Orcinus orca (killer whale) is the source of this 1947-nucleotide messenger RNA. RefSeq names its product LIM and cysteine rich domains 1 (gene LMCD1). Gene Ontology annotation, molecular function: zinc ion binding. Bases 497 to 1453 code for a protein of 318 amino acids. The record is from RefSeq and is a predicted model, not a curated record. NCBI's taxonomy places the organism in Eukaryota, Metazoa, Chordata, Mammalia, Artiodactyla, Delphinidae. The transcript is spliced from 7 exons.
AUGUCCCUGGGCCAGCAGCAGUCAGCAAGAGGUGUGCCUUGUCUGAGAUGCAAGGGGACGUGUUCGGGCUUCGAGCCACAUUCAUGGAGACUAGGAUUUCUCAACCUCAGCACUACUGACAUUUGGGACCGGAUAAUUCUUUGCUGUGGAGGGAGCUGUCCUGUGCAUCGUAGGAUGUUUACCAGCAUCCUGGCCCCUACACUAUAGACGUCAUAGCACCCCAUUGGGACUAUCGAAAGUGUCUCCACGCUCAGCCUUAAAAAAGAACAAAAUAAUGCCAUUUGCAGCAACAUGGAUGGACCUCGAGAUUGUCACACUGAGUGAAAAGCAAGUUGUGGGCCGAGUUUAGCCCACAGGCUGUAAAGACUCCUGCUGUAGAACAUCUCCAGUGAUGAACCAGCCCUUGCCACCCCAGUGACCAAGAGGAAAAACGUGCUGCUCUUUUUACCCACGAAAGUCACACCCACAUUCCCCACAGACAGAUAGGAAGACGAAAAUGUGCAAGUCAUGCAAAUGCAGUCAGGAGGACCACUGCCUGAGCUCGGACCUGGAAGACGAUCGGAAAAUUGGCCGCUUGCUGAUGGACUCCAAGUAUUCCACCCUCACGGCCCGAGUGAAAGGCGGGGACGGCAUCCGGAUUUACAAGAGGAACCGAAUGAUCAUGACCAACCCCAUUGCCACCGGGAAAGAUCCCACCUUUGACACCAUCACCUAUGAGUGGGCUCCCCCUGGAGUCACCCAGAAACUGGGCCUGCAGUACAUGGAGCUCAUCCCCAAGGAGAAGCAGCCAGUGACGGGCACCGAGGGCGCCUACUACCGCCGGCGUCAGCUCUUGCGUCAGCUCCCUAUCUACGACCAGGACCCCUCUCGCUGCCGCGGACUUUUGGAGAACGAGCUGAAAGUGAUGGAGGAGUUUGUGAAGCAGUAUAAGAGCGAGGCCCUGGGUGUGGGCGAAGUGGCCCUCCCCGGGCAGGGCGGCUUGCCCAAGGAGGAGGGGAAGCAGCAGGAGAAGCCCGAGGGCGCAGAGACGGCCGCCCCAACUACCAACGGCAGCAUCAGCGACCCGUCCAAGGAACACGUCUGUGAGCUCUGCAAGGGGGUGGCCCCCGCCGACAGCCCUGUGGUCUACUCGGACAGGGCAGGCUACAGCAAGCAGUGGCAUCCUGCCUGCUUCGUGUGCACCAAGUGCUCCGAGCCGCUGGUGGACCUCAUCUACUUCUGGAAGGAUGGGGCGCCCUGGUGUGGCCGUCAUUACUGCGAGAGCCUGCGGCCCCGGUGCUCCGGCUGCGACGAGAUAAUAUUCUCAGAGGACUACCAGUGCGUGGAAGACCUGGCCUGGCACCGAGAGCACUUUGUCUGCGAGGGCUGCGAGCAGCAGCUGGGCGGCCGGGCGUACAUCAUCUCCAGGGCUCAGCUUCUGUGCCCAGCGUGCAGCAAGUCCAAACGCUCCUGAAGGGCUGUGCACCCACGGCUGGAAUCCACAGGAUCCCACCGAGAAGCACAGCCACGUGUGCCAAGGCCAUCCUAAGGGUCUGGCGAGACAGCCAGCAAGCAACAAAAACAGUGAUCUUUCUUCAGUGGAUAUAUAUACAUACACACACAUAUUCUAGAUCGGGUGGGGAGGGAUCCUUGAGGGUCAAUAGUUUCAAAGCCGGAGAUGUUCUGAGAAGUCUUAGGACGCAGUUAUUUUGUUUUUGCUGCUGUUGUUGUUUCCCAGCUACCAACGAAACACAUCCUGCCCGGGCUCUCUAGGAGGAGUUUCCCAGAAUGCAACUCUGAGUGAUCAAAUCACACAGCUGGAGGAUGCGCAUGCUUUCUCGUGAAGCUGGGGGCUCCUCCAGGAGCAGCCUGGGAUCUCGUUUGUUGCCUCCCUUUCAAAUGGAAUUUGAAUCUUAAAUAAAAAAAUGUUGGCAUGAUAAACAUAUCAAUAAAAGUUUUACGAAGUUC